UAUAUCUGUGCUUUUGAAUUUGGGACUGGCUUUUUAAUCAGUCAGCAUUCAUGCAAAGAGAGGGACAGCUUUAAAAUCUGUUUGCAAGGCUUUUAGUUGCCCAAAGCCUAGGGUGUCUGCAGUUGAUUUGUUUGUCCAGUCUGUUUCACUGCACCACUGUCCAGCUUUAAGCCCUCAUUUAACCAAAGUCUCAGUGUGACUAGAGCAGAAAUGAAGCCCUAUGAAAAGUCAGCACAUGAGGCCUCUGCAUUUGAAAGCUGACUUUCCCUACCUGAGCCUGUCUAAAUCUCUGUCAAGUCAAUGAUGAUAAUAUGGAUGGUCUUAGUAGGAGUUGCCUGGAUUUCUCAGGUAAAAGUUUCUGUUUACUUGUUGAGAUAGUGAACUAAAUUCUUAGCUCUAGUUCAAGUUUCACUUAGUAUUUUUGAAGUACAACUUUGGGUACAUUCUUUUCAUAGUAAAAGCAGCUGCUUUAAGACUUCUUAAUAUAACAGUAAGAGAUCAGGGAUUUUUUUCCAUAAAAUGUAAUAUUAAUUUAUUUCUAAAUCAAUAUUUUAAUAGAAGGCAGAGAAGGGACUCUGGUAAGAGAACACUCAUCCCAGUGGUUUCUAGAAGCUGUUAGAGGAAAAGCACGUGUGCCUCUGUCACUUCAUGCUUGAAGCUAACUGUCUGUGAUCUUCACGAACAACGUGGUACCUUGUUCUUGAGAUGUGUUAAAACAUCCAGACCUCUGGGCAGUCCUGGUAAAGCUGCACUGGCAUGGAUUUGUGUACUGUACUAGCUGUCAGGAUGUCCUGUGCUUAAGUGAUACAGGCAGACAAACCCUGCAUACCCUGCUAGUAUUGGGGCAUUCUUUGUGACCAUACACAUGCAGUUUGUUGCCUGUGCCUGCCAUAAUUCAAAGUGCAAUUACUCAAGACCUUUUCUGAACUCUGCUGUGGAUGAUUCUCUUCUGUUUCGAGAACCCAGAUAAUACACUGUCUCGUUUUGUUUUCUGUAUUGUUCUGUGAAAGAUUCACUAGAUAAACUCAGGUGGGUUAAAUAUCAGGUCUUGCACACCUUCAUGAUGUCCUUCUGAAAUGGGCAGGUGCACAGGCCUGCCUGUCUGUGAGAUGCUCACGUUACAGCUGCGAGAUGCACAGGGCCAGCUGCCGAGCGAUGCUGUGCGCGUGCUCUUCCCGCCUGCGGCCGGCGGGUGAAGAUGGACGAGUCCUGGUGUGAAACCUGGCUGUUCUCCAGCUCACCUGAGCAGCUCUGGCAUGAGCAGUGUUCUGACAUGGCCAAUACAGUGAAGAUGGACAAGUCCUGGUGCAAAACCUGGCUGUUCUCCAGCUCACCUGAGCGGCUCUGGCGUGAGCAGUGUUCUGAUAUGGCCGAUACAGCACACCACAACUUGAUGGUUCUGCUUCAGUCACUGUUGUACAUGAUUCUGGGUGAAACCUUGCAAAAUCUCAUUCAGUAUUUUGGAAGCUGCAUGUGGAAUGUGCCAGGUUGACUCCUAUGAUGUGACUGUGGAAGAAGACCUUGGAGAAAUUCAGCUAAUAAAAAUUGAGAAACGAAAAUACUGGUACCAGGAUGACUGGUACCUUAAGUAUAUCACUGUUAAAACACCAGUGGGUGACUAUCUGGAGUUCCCAUGUUACCGCUGGAUUACAGAUGAAAAGGAGGUUGUCCUUCGAGAUGGAAGAGCAAAGCUCCCCCGAGAUGACAAGACUCAGAUUCUCAAGCAGCACAGGCGCAAAGAGCUCGAAUCCCGUCAGAAAAUGUACCGCUGGAAGGAGUGGCAUCCAGGCUUUCCGCUGAGCAUCGAUGCCCAUUCUCACAGUGAACUGCCUCGUGACAUCCAGUUUGACAAUGAGAAGGGAAUUGACUUCAUUCUGAACUACACAAAAGCGAUGGAAAAUCUUUAUGUCAACCGUUUCAUGCACAUGUUCCAGUCCUCCUGGAGUGAUUUUGCAGAUUUUGAGAGGAUUUUUGUCAGAAUCAGCAACACAAUCUCUGAAUAUGUGAUGCAACACUGGAGGGAAGAUUUUAUGUUUGGCUACCAGUUCCUGAAUGGAUGCAAUCCUGUGCUGAUCCGGAGAUGUACAGAGAUACCCAAGAAGCUGCCUGUGACCAUGGAUAUGGUAGAAUGCAGUCUGGAGAGGAACCUGACGCUGGAGGAAGAAGUGAAGACUGGCAGUGCUCCUGUUGGCUUUCCUCCUGCUGUCCUGCAGCUGCAGCAAGGCAACAUUUUCAUUGUGGACUAUGAGCUGCUUGAUGGUGUGGAUGCCAAUAAAACUGACCCGUGCACAGUACAGUACUUGGCUGCACCCAUCUGUUUGCUGUAUAAGAAUCUGGAGAAAAAAAUUGUACCCAUUGCAAUCCAGCUUGGUCAAAAGCCUGGACCAGACAACCCCAUCUUCCUCCCUUCAGAUGCCACAUAUGACUGGUUGCUAGCUAAAAUUUGGGUCCGCUCCUCUGAUUUCCACAUCCACCAGACAGUGACCCACCUCUUACGGACACACCUGGUCUCAGAGGUGUUCAGCAUAGCUAUGUUUCGGCAGCUGCCUGCUGUACAUCCCCUCUUCAAGCUCUUGGUGCCACAUAUGAGGUUCACAAUAGCCAUCAACACCAAAGCCCGAGAACAGCUUAUCUGUGAAUGUGGCCUUUUUGACAAGGCAAAUGCUACAGGUGGAGGAGGACAUGUACAAAUGGUGCAGAAGGCAAUGAAGGAUCUGACUUAUAGUUCCCUCUGCUUCCCUGAGGAGAUGAAAGCUAAAGGAAUGGACAGCAAAGAGGAUAUCCCCUACUACUAUUACCGGGACGAUGGCAUUAGGGUCUGGGAGGCUAUAAAGAGUUUUGCAGAGGAUGUAAUUCACAUCUACUAUGAGAGCGACGAGGUGGUGUGUGAGGAUGUGGAGCUGCAGGCUUUUGUCAAAGACAUUUACGUCUAUGGAAUGAGGGGUGUGAAAGCCUCAGGGUUCCCUAAGAUGAUCAGGACACGAGAGACACUAGCAGAAUAUCUCACAGUGAUCAUGUUCACUACGUCGGCUCAACACGCAGCUGUGAAUUUUGGUCAGUAUGACUGGUGCUCCUGGAUUCCCAAUGCCCCACCAACAAUGCGCUGCCCUCCUCCAACAGAAAAGGGCACAGUCACCAUCGAGCAAAUUGUGGAGAGUCUGCCAGACAGGGGACGUUCUUGUUGGCAUCUUGGAGCUGUCUGGGCCUUGAGCCAAUUCCAGGACAAAGAACUGUUCCUGGGCAUGUACCCAGAUGAACACUUCGUGGAGAAGCCAGUGAAAGAGGCUAUGGCAAAAUUCCGCAAGAAUUUGGAUGAGAUUGUCAACACCAUCACCGAGCGCAACAAGAACAAGAAGCUUCCUUACUACUACCUUUCCCCAGAUCGUAUUCCCAACAGUGUUGCUGUUUGAGCACAUAGCCAGGAGAGUUUGAAGGCCUGUAAAGCUAAUGAUGUUUUUCUGUUAUAUGCUUCUUCAAUUAGCUUUUCAGAAAUGGAUAAGAAACCCACCCUCUCCAUCAGAGCUUCCUUAAGUCUAUUUGAACUUUCAAAAUAAAUUUGGUUAUGACCAAUCUUGCAAACAAAAUCUAACUGACAGCCCUCUAGGUCAAAUUUGCUACAAUUUGCUAUUUUUCCAGGAUUUUUAAACUAAUCCUAGAAUCAAUAGAUAUGUUUCUAAAUAGACAUGUUAUCUUUCCCUCUCCUUGUCAAAACAAUGUAAUCACAGAUUCACUUAUGCAAUGGAAAUAGUAUCAUGAGCAAUAAGCACGUCACAUUUUAAAAUCCUUCCUGUUUUUAAUAGGUGACAUUGGUGACAUAAAAAAAUACCACUUUUAAAGUUUAUGCGUUGUUUCAAAUCUGAUUAAUGUGAAGUAUUUUCACUACCAUCAUGAAUAUCCUAAUCAGGAUAAAGGUAGAAGCAGGAAAUUUUUUUGACAUAGCUGAUGGGGUUUUAUUGCUUUCUUACCAAGUUCAUGGGAAAUGACAUCUCAUAGGAGACGAAAAUUUUGUACCUUCUUAAACCUUUUUUUACAUAAAACCAGGAAGGUUUGUUUUAGCCUCUGCCAGCAGAGUUUGAUGUCAUUCACAUGUAGGGACAAAUGUUCUACUCAAUGCCAUGUCAGCAAGUACAGACCUAUGCUCAGUUUGUUUCAUUGCUGAGGCUGCAGGGGUUUGUGGACAGUUUCUUCUGUUUUGUGGGGAAUUAAGAGGUUGCUUUCUAUAAUGGAAAAAUUUAUGGAAAAGGCUUAAUUGACAGCUUCUAAGAGGAAUCUUUAGAUUUGGCCGAUUAAGCAUGACUGGCAUGUUCCAUCUUAGUUAUAAACCACUGAGUUUUGUCUGUUUUGUUUAGAGGUGUUUAUGUUCAAACACUUGGGCUCUGGUAAAAGUUGAGAAAGUCACUGAAAAAAGCAAAAUUGAGGUUUGUGAAAUUUAAGUUGUGGUUGUGCUGAUUAGAAUUUGGGUUUUUCUGAGAAUUUGUUCCUUGUACUUGAUCUGCCAGCAUGUAGUGUGCUUUCUCAAUAGAUAAGAAAGUUUCUUGUGCUAAUAAAAAAACCUGAACAUCUAA
Molecule: messenger RNA, 4565 nt
Organism: Pyrgilauda ruficollis (rufous-necked snowfinch)
Lineage: Eukaryota; Metazoa; Chordata; Aves; Passeriformes; Passeridae
Gene: ALOX5
Product: arachidonate 5-lipoxygenase
Exons: 15
Coding region: 1479-3410 (643 amino acids)
Biological process (GO): lipid oxidation; linoleic acid metabolic process
Cellular component (GO): nuclear envelope
Molecular function (GO): protein binding; arachidonate 5-lipoxygenase activity; iron ion binding
Source: RefSeq, a predicted model, not a curated record